Labeo rohita (rohu) is the source of this 13034-nucleotide messenger RNA. RefSeq names its product WD repeat and FYVE domain containing 3 (gene wdfy3). NCBI's taxonomy places the organism in Eukaryota, Metazoa, Chordata, Actinopteri, Cypriniformes, Cyprinidae. Bases 200 to 10825 code for a protein of 3541 amino acids. The transcript has 66 exons. The record is from RefSeq and is a predicted model, not a curated record. Gene Ontology annotation, molecular function: metal ion binding; protein binding.
CCAGUCCCUGCAGGCUGCUUGGCUCUCUGGUGCACAGGUCUCCUGGCAGUGCCAGCGAAGAGCGUAAAUCGGCGCUCGCUCCCACAGCGUCCUAUAAAUGCUCUGCCUUCUCUCUUUUUCCUAGUCGGCACGGCACAGAUUAACAACCAUUAUUUUCUCAGCAAUCUUUGCAUCGAAAUUGCGUCGGUAACAACGAGGGAUGCUUGCAGAGCACAGGGAGAACAGUAGGGCUGGCUUCGGCCUCAAGAAGCCUCUAAAGAUGAAUAUGGUGAAGAGGAUCAUGGGGAGGCCGCGGCAGGAGGAGUGCAGCCCGCAGGACAACGCGCUGGGACUCAUGCACCUGCGCCGCCUCUUCUCUGAGCUCUGCCACCCGCCGCGCCACAUGACACAAAAAGAGCAGGAGGAGAAGCUCUACAUGAUGCUGCCUGUUUUCAACCGGGUGUUUGGGAACGCUCCACCGAACACGAUGAAUGAGAAGUUUUCAGACCUGCUGCAGUUCACCACUCAAGUGUCCAGGCUGAUGGUGACUGAGAUCAGACGGAGAGCGUCCAAUAAAUCAACAGAGGCGGCCAGCAGAGCCAUUGUGCAGUUUCUGGAGGUAAAUCAGAGCGAGGAGGCAAGCCGGGGCUGGAUGCUUCUGACCACCAUCAACCUCCUAGCCUCCUCAGGACAGAAAACAGUGGACUGUAUGACCACCAUGUCGGUGCCCUCCACGCUGGUCAAAUGUCUAUAUUUGUUUUUUGACCUGCCCCACAUGCCCGAGGUUCCUGCUGCCACCCAGACUGAGCUUCCUUUGGCGGACCGCAGAGCUCUUCUACAAAAAGUCUUUGUCCAGAUCCUGGUGAAGCUGUGCAGUUUCGUGUCUCCGGCAGAAGAGCUGGCUCAGAAGGAUGAUCUGCAGCUGCUCUUCAGUGCCAUCACCUCCUGGUGUCCCCCCCACAACCUUCCCUGGAGGAAAAGCGCCGGAGAAGUGCUUACCACCAUCUCCCGACACGGCCUCAGCGUCAAUGUUGUCAAGUACAUCCACGAGAAAGAGUGUUUGUCAACGUGCAUCCAGAACAUGCAGCAGUCAGAUGACCUCUCUCCUCUAGAGAUUGUGGAGAUGUUUGCUGGGCUCUCUUGUUUUUUGAAGGAUUCAAGUGAUGUCUCUCAGACACUCCUGGAUGACUUCCGCAUGUGUCAGGGCUACACCUUUCUCAUAGAUCUUAUGAUCAGGUUGGAGCAGGCCAAAGAGGAUGAAUCCAAAGAUGCUCUGAAGGACCUGGUGAACCUGGUGACCGCUCUGACCACAUAUGGUGUCAGCGAACUGAAGCCAGCUGGCCUCACCACCGGAGCACCCUUCCUGCUUCCAGGUUUUGUGGUUCCACAGCCUUCUGGGAAAGGCCACACGGUCAGAAACAUCCAGGCUUUCUCUGUGCUUCAGAAUGCCUUCUUGAAGGCCAAGAGUGGUCGACUAGCACGUAUGAUCCUCGAAGCCAUCGCCAACAUCUACGCCGCAGACUAUGCCAACUAUUUCAUCUUAGAAGCGCAGCAUACGCUGUCGCAGUUCGCAGAGCGAGUAGCGAAGCUACCGGAGGUGCAGUCCAAGUACUUCGAGCUACUGGAGUUUGUUGUCUUCGGACUUAAUUACGUACCAUGCAAAGAGCUUUUUAGCGUUAGCGUGCUGUUAAAGUCGAGCACUUCUUACGGAUGCAGCAUCACAGCCACUCGCACUCUUCUCAAACUCGGGCGCCACCACCCUGUCUUCAGUGAUGUCUUCCGUGAAGUUGGACUGCUGGAAGUGCUAGUUAACCUGCUUCACAAAUAUGCAGCGCUGCUGAAAGACCCAACACAAGCCCAUGGAGAGCAGGGUGAUGCCAAGAACAAUGUGGCUGAAGAGCAGAAACAGCUUGCCUGGCUUGUCAUGGAGACACUCACAGUGCUCUUGCAAGGCUCAAACACCAAUGCAGGAUUGUUUCGGGAGUUUGGCGGAGCCCGGUGUGUGCACAACAUUGUGAAGUACCGUCAGUGUCGCGAACACGCUCUGAUGAUCAUUCAACAGCUGGUGCUGUCACCAUCUGGAGAUGAUGACAUGGGUACUCUGCUCGGCCUUAUGCACUCCGCACCGUCAACAGAACUACAGCUCAAAACUGACAUUCUGCGGGCUUUGUUAGCGGUGUUGCGCGAGAGCCACCGCACGCGCACCGUCUUCCGCAAGGUGGGCGGCUUUGUGUACGUGACCUCACUGUUGGUAGCCAUGGAGCGUUCUCUCUGUUCUCCACCUGUCAGCGGCUGGGAGAAGGUCAACCAGAACAAAGUCUUUGAACUUCUACACACCGUAUUCUGCACUCUAACGGCAGCCAUGCGUUACGAACCUGCCAACUCGCACUUCUUUCGCACCGAGAUCCAGUAUGAGAAGCUGGCCGAUGCGGUGCGACUGUUGGGAUGUUUUUCGGAUGCUAAGAAAGUUGGUCCAGCAACCGUCUUCCCCUCAAACGCCCAACCAUUCCAGCGGUUACUGGAGGAUGAGAUCAUACCUGCCGAAAACGUUUGUCCCACACUCAAGCACUGCAGCAAGCUGUUCAUCUACCUGUACAAGAUGGCCACCGACUCCUUUGACAGUCGUGCCGAGCAGGUGCCCCCCUGCUUAACUCACGAGACCUCGCUGCCCUCUCCUUGGGGCACGCCAGCAAUCGCCAGGAAGAGACACGGCUAUCACAGCUCAUCCAACUCUGCUCCUGGUAAAGCCCAAACCGACCUAAAGUUGCACAUGGGAAAUCCGUCCCAGCACUCUUCAGACCCUGUAGUCAUCCACCCUGGAGCAGUGUUGGCAGUGCUCGACCUCCUACCCUCCGUUUCUUCUGACACACAGCCUGAGCAUGCUCUGGACCUGCAGCUGGCGGUGGCUAACAUCCUGCAGCUGCUGGUGCAUUCAGAGAGGAACCAGCAGAUCCUGUGUGAGGCGGGUCUGCACUCACGCUUGCUUCAGCGCUGUAGCUGUGCUUUGGGAGAUGAAGAUCACCCACUCCACCCACCUCUGCAGAGGAUGUUUGAGCGACUGGCCUCCCAGGCCCUAGAGCCGAUGGUGCUCAGGGAAUUUUUACGACUUGGGAAUCCACUGAAUUGCGGUGCCUGGGACAAAAAGCUCCUGAAGCAGUAUCGGGUCCACAAGCCGAGCUCCCUCAGCUAUGAAGCUGAAAUGCGCAACAGCAUGACUCUGUCCAUGGAGGGUUUUGGACCAGAUAGCGUGUUCACGAUUAACGAGGACAACAGCCAGUACCGGAUCAGCCGAAGUCUGGUGCGAUCGGCUGAGGGCAGCACUGUGCCCCUCACCCGAGUCAAGUGCCUGGUCUCCAUGACGACGCCCCAUGACAUCCGUCUCCAUGGAUCCUCCGUCACACCCGCCUUCGUGGAGUUUGACACGUCAUUAGAGGGAUUCGGCUGCUUGUUUUUGCCCAGUUUGGCCCCUCACAACGCACCGUCCAGUAAUGCCAACACAUCUGGAGUCAGUGACGGGGCGGUGGUCAGCGGCAUGGGAAAUGGUGAGCGUUUCUUUCCACCCCCAUCUGGCCUGAGUUACUCAACGUGGUUUUGCGUUGAGCGUUUCAGCACGCCUCCCCAAAGCCAUCCCGUGCGUCUGCUUACGGUGGUGCGAAGGGCCACCUCAUCUGAGCAGCACUACGUGUGCCUGGCCAUCGUGCUCUCUGCUAAAGACCGAUCUCUCAUCGUGUCCACUAAGGAAGAGCUGCUUCAGACCUACGUGGAUGACUUCAGUGAGGAGUCCUCCUUCUAUGAGAUCCUGCCCUGCUGUGCUCGCUUCCGCUGCGCUGACCUCAUCACCGAGGGACAGUGGCACCACCUGGUGUUAGUUAUGAGCAAGGGAAUGCUGAAGAACAGCAUGGCAACUCUCUACAUCGAUGGACAGAUGGUCAGCAUGGUCAAGCUGCACUAUGUUCACAAUGCUCCCGGCGGCUCUGCCUCCGCAAAUCCACCUGUGGUGAGCACGGUGUACAGCUACAUCGGUACGCCACCAGCCCAGCGCCAGCUCUCAUCUCUGGUCUGGCGUCUGGGGCCCACUCACUUUCUGGAGGAGGUGCUGCCUGCAGCCAGUGUGGCUGCCAUCUAUGAGCUGGGACCAAAUUAUGUAGGCAGUUUCCAAGCUGUUUACCUGCCAUGUAAAGACUCAAAGACUGAGGCUGUGCCACCAUGUCCUGUUGGAUUGGUUCCUGAAGAGAAGGUCUCCUUCAGUCUCUUUGCUCACUCUGUAUCUACUCUCACUGUGGCCAAGAUACGAAAGGUCUACAACAAACUGGACAGCAAAGCCAUCGCCAAACAGCUGGGGGUUUCCUCUCAUGAAAGUGCCACGCCGGUCAAGCUCGUCCAUAAUGCAGUGGGCCAUCUCAACGGGUCAGCUAGGACCAUUGGAGCUGCAGUCAUCGGUUACCUGGGUGUGCGAGCCUUUGUAACCAAACCAGUGGCCACCAACCUCCAGUACAUCGGAGGAGCAGCUGCCAUUCUGGGCCUGGUUGCCAUGGCGUCAGAUGUGGAGGGUCUCUAUGCUGCAGUAAAAGCGUUAGUGUGUGUUGUCAAGAGCAACCCGCUAGCUAGCAAGGAGAUGGAACGCAUCAAAGGCUACCAGCUAUUGGCCAUGCUGCUGAAGAAGAAACGCCCUCUGUUGAACAGCCAUAUUCUGCACUUGACCUUCUCCCUCGUUGGAACCGUCGAUAGUGGCCACGAGACCUCAAUCAUCCCAAACUCCACAGCCUUCCAGGACCUGCUGUGUGAUUUUGAGGUUUGGCUUCAUGCUCCCUAUGAACUGCACCUUUCUCUCUUCGAGCACUUCAUUGAACUUCUGACUGAAUCCAGUGAAGCUGCUAAGAAUGCCAAACUAUUGCGGGAGUUUCAGUUGAUCCCCAAACUGCUGCUGACACUGAGGGAUCAAUCUCUGUCACAGCCCACCAUCGCUGCCAUCGGCAAUGUCCUCAGUCUCCUGCUGCAGGGCUUCCCCAACUCAUAUGACCUACUCAGGUUUGGGCAGUUCAUCUCUUCAACAUUGCCAACGUUUGCAGUCUGUGAGAAGUUUGUCAUUAUGGAGAACACCAAUGAGGAGAAGAUCGACAGGGGAGCUGAUGAUGAGUUUGGAGGCCUCCUGUCAUCCAACUUGAUUCUUCUGCGGAACAGACUGCUUGACAUCCUGCUCAAACAGCUCUUCAGCUGCAAAGAGAAGAACAUUGUUAAUGUACAGGCUUGCGAAGAGCUUGUGCGCACUUUGGGUUUUGAUUGGUUGCUGAUGUUUAUGGAAGAACACAUUCACUCCAGCACAGUGACGGCAGCUCUCUUAAUCUUGGUGGUGUUGCUGAGUAACCAAUCCAUCCUGAGCAGGUUUAAAGAGGGCCUGUCUGGAGGAGGAUGGCUGGACCACACCGACUCUGUGCUCACUAAUAAGAUUGGCACUGUUCUGGGUUUUAACGUGGGCCGCAGUGCAGGAGGCAGGUCGACAGUGCGUGAAAUCAACCGAGAUGCCUGUCAUUUCCCAGGAUUCCCUGUGUUGCAAACUUUACUGCCCAAACAUACCAAUGUCCCAGAGAUCUACUUCAUGCUCAUGGCCCUUUUCCUCCAACAGCCAAUCACAGAGCUGCCUGACAGCCUGCAGGUACAUUUUGACCUGGACUCUAUCUGGACGUUUAUAUUUGGCGUCCCGGCCUCCAGUGCUACAGUGGUGGGCUCCAUUCACAACAUGUGCACUGAAGCAGCGUUCCUGCUCCUGGCCAUGCUGCGCAGCAUGCUCAACCUGCCUUGGCAGUCAGAGGAGGAGGGUUCCUGGUUGAGAGAAUAUCCCAUCACUCUCAUGCAGUUUUUCCGUUACCUCUAUCACAACAUCCCAGAUCUGUCACCCAUGUGGCACAGCCCAGACUUCCUUUGUACACUAGCUGCCACAGUUUUCCCCUUCAAUAUACGGCCCUACUCUGAGAUGGUGACUGAUUUAGAUGAUGAAGCAGGCUCACCCACAGAAGAGUUCAAGGCAUUUGUGACAGAUACAGGCAUGAACCGCAGUCAGUCCGAAUACUGUAAUGUAGGCAAUAAAACCUACUUGACCAACCACCCAGCCAAGAAGUAUGUUUUUGACUUCAUGAGGGUCCUAAUCAUGGACAACCUGUGCAUGACACCUGCCACCAAACAGACCCCCAUUAUUGAUCUUCUUCUAGAGGCCUCACCAGAGCGCUCAACCAGAACCCAGCAGAAGGAGUUUCAGUCCUACAUCCUAGACAGCGUGAUGGAGCAGCUUCUGGCAGCAGAUGUUCUGUUGGGUGAGGAGGCAUCAUUGCCAAUAACAACAGGAGGAAGUUACCAGGUCCUGGUCAACAAUGUGUUCUACUUCACCCAGCGUGUGGUGGAUAAGCUGUGGCAGGGCAUGUUCAACAAAGAGUCCAAGCUAGUGGUGGAUUUCAUAGUUCAGCUGAUCACCCAGUCGAAACGGCGAUCACAGGGUUUGUCUCUGGACUCAAUCUACCAUUGUCUGAACCGAACAAUCCUCUACCAGCUCUCACGACCACACAAGACGGUCCCACAACAGGUCACCCUGCUGGAUUCACUACGUGUGCUGACAGUAAACCGAAACCUCGUGCUGGGACCCGGCAACCAUGACCAGGAGUUUGUGGCCUGUCUGGCCCACUGCUUGAUAAACCUGCACACGGGGAGUAGUGUCGAGGGCUUUGGUUUGGAGGCAGAGGCCAGAAUGACCACCUGGCAUGUCGCAGUUCCUUCUGAGAACGAGUCGGACAGUGUCCAAAGCCAGGAUGUUAGCGAAGGUCGUCAAUUGCUGCUCAAGGCAGUGAAUCGUGUGUGGACGGAGCUCAUGCACAGUAAGCGGCAAAUGCUGGAGGACAUUUUUAAAGUGUCUCUACCCGUCAAUGACCGAGGACAUGUAGACAUCGCCACUGCACGACCUGCUUUAGAGGAACCUGCUGCUAAAAGCUGGCAGAACCACCUGGUACAUGAGAAGAAAUGCAUCAGCAGGGGUGAAACCGUUGCCCCAGCAAAUCAGUCUAAACUGUCUCGAGUCAGCAGUGGCUUUGGUCUGUCCAAACUGACCGGCUCCCGUCGCAGCAAAAAGGAAAGUGGAAUGAACAAGAACAAUCUUUCUGCACAGGAAACCUUUCAGUGGAUGUUCACGCACAUCGCUGUGGUCCGGGACUUGGUAGCAAUGCAGUACAAGGAGCAUCAAGAGAGGCAGCAGAAUGCACUUAAGUAUGUGAUGGAUGAGUGGGCAGGGAUUGAAUAUGAGCUGCUUCGGGAGAGGGGUCUCUGGGGGCCUCCUAUUGGCUCCCACCUGGACAAGUUUCAGUUGGACAUGACCGAGGGACCCUGUAGAAUGAGGAAGAAGAUGGUUCGGAAUGACAUGUUUUACAUUCACUAUCCCUAUGUGCCUGAUCCUGAGCCCAACGCAAGCACUCAGAAUCAAUCUCAGGUGCCAUUAAUGGGUGCAAUGGUAAACAUAACAGUCCAGAAACCGGUGCGUUACAGACGAGCGAUAAGCUACGACAGUAAGGAGUAUUACAUGCGGCUGCUGUCGGGGAACCCGGGGAUGUACCAGCACUCCAUAGAGCAGAACACAGAGGGAGAGACCACACAGCAUGAGCCUGAACAUGGAGAGGACACCAUCGCAAGGGUCAAAGGUCUGGUUAAGGCUCCUUUGAAGCGUUCCCGCUCUACAGCAGAUGGAGCUGAUGAGGACAGUCAAGACCAGCUGCAAGAGUUGCUGGAGUCAGGAGCUUUGGAUGAGGAGCAGAAAACUGACAACACCACACUUCUCCGCCUGCUGGAGGAGGGAGAGAAGAUCCAGCAUAUGUACCGCUGUGCUCGAGUUCAGGGUCUGGACACCAGUGAAGGGCUGCUCUUAUUUGGGAAAGAGCAUUUCUAUGUGAUCGACGGCUUCACCAUGACAGUCACCAGAGAGAUUAGAGACAUUGAGACACUCCCUGCAAAUAUGCAUGAGCCUAUCAUUCCCAGAGGGGCCCGGCAGAGCAAGAGUCAGCUGAAACGAACCUGCAGCAUCUUUGCUUACGAAGACAUCAGAGAGGUGCACAAGCGUCGCUACCUGCUUCAGCCCAUGGCAGUAGAAGUGUUUUCUGGAGAUGGAAGAAAUUAUCUGUUGGCUUUCCAAAAAGGGGUCCGGAACAAAGUGUAUCAAAGAUUCCUGGCAGUUGUUCCCUCACUAGCCGACAGCUCUGAAUCUGUCUCUGGGCAACGUCCCAACACCAGUGUGGAGCAAGGGUCUGGUCUUCUCAGUACGCUGGUCGGCGAGAAGUCAGUGACCCAAAGAUGGGAGAGAGGUGAAAUCAGUAAUUUCCAGUAUCUGAUGCAUCUCAACACACUGGCUGGCAGGUCAUAUAAUGACCUGAUGCAGUAUCCUGUCUUUCCAUGGAUCCUGGCAGACUUUGACUCCGAGGAACUGGACCUCAACAAUCCAAAGACAUUCCGAAACUUAUCCAAACCCAUGGGAGCUCAGACAGAUGACAGACUGAUCCAGUACAAGAAAAGAUUCAAAGACUGGGAGGAUCCCAAUGGUGAGACUCCAGCAUAUCAUUACGGCACUCAUUACUCCUCUGCAAUGAUCGUGGCCUCAUAUCUGGUCAGAAUGGAGCCUUUCACACAGAUCUUUCUCAGGCUUCAGGGAGGACAUUUUGAUCUGGCUGACCGAAUGUUUCACAGUGUACGAGAGGCUUGGCUCUCUGCUUCCAAACACAACAUGGCUGAUGUGAAGGAACUCAUUCCUGAGUUCUUCUACCUUCCUGAGUUCCUGCUCAAUUCUAACAACUUUGAUCUUGGGAGCAAACAGAAUGGCACCAGGCUUGGAGAUGUGAUUCUGCCUCCAUGGGCAAAAGGAGACCCGAGAGAGUUCAUCAGGGUUCACAGAGAGGCUUUGGAGUGUGACUAUGUCAGCGCCCAUCUGCAUGAAUGGAUCGACCUGAUCUUUGGUUACAAGCAGCAGGGUCCUCCAGCAGUGGAAGCAGUCAAUGUCUUCCACCAUCUCUUCUAUGAAGGCCAGGUGGACAUCUACAACAUUAACGACCCACUUAAAGAAACAGCUACCAUUGGAUUCAUCAACAACUUUGGCCAGAUCCCAAAACAGCUGUUCAAGAAGCCCCAUCCUCCAAAGCGGGUGCGCAGUAAGUCAAACGGAGAGGCACCUGGUGGACCUGUUACACUUAACUCCAGCUUAGACAAGAUCUUCUUCCAUCAUCUGGACAACUUGCGGCCUUCUCUCACCCCUGUCAAAGAGCUGAAGGAGCCGGUGGGUCAGAUUGUGUGCACUGACAAGGGCAUUCUGGCUGUUGAGCAAAACAAGGUGUUGGUUCCUCCUGCCUGGAAUAAAACGUACGCCUGGGGCUACGCAGACCUCAGCUGCCGCCUCUCCAACUACGAAUCUGACAAGGCGGUUGUAGUAUAUGAGUGCCUGUCUGAGUGGGGUCAGAUCCUGUGUGCUAUCUGCCCCAAUCCCAAACUGGUCAUUACUGGAGGAUUAAGCACCGCAAUCUGUGUGUGGGAGACCGGGACUUCCAAAGAGAAAGCCAAGUCCCUCACACUCAAACAGGCUCUUCUGGGCCACACAGAUGCAGUUACAUGUCUCACAGCAUCAUCAGCUUACCACAUCAUCGUGAGUGGCUCUCGGGACCGUACGUGUAUCAUUUGGGACCUGAAUAAGCUGUCUUUCGUCACUCAGCUGAGGGGCCACCGGGCUCCCGUCUCGGCGCUCUGCAUCAACGAGCUUACAGGUGAUAUAGUGUCCUGUGCUGGCACCUACAUCCAUGUGUGGAGCAUCAAUGGAAGCCCCAUCGCCAGCGCCAACACUUUCACCGGCCGCAGCCAACAAAUCCUCUGCUGCUGCAUCUCGGAGAUGAAUGAGUGGGACACGCAGAAUGUUAUCGUUACGGGACACUCCGACGGUGUUGUCAGGUUCUGGAGAAUUGAGUUCCUCCAAGUCCCAGAAACCCCUGCUCCAGAGCCUAUAGAACCCCCUGAUGUUCCAGACUGCUGUGGAGAGAUUGAAGGUCGUGAUGCUCCAGAGGAUGACAGCAGUGAGUCUGAAGGAGAGGAAGCCAGCCUUAGUCAGGACCCUAAACCUCGGACCUCAAACAGCCAGCCCAGCAGUACUGUGCACAGACCCAAACCUCGCACUGGAGCCUCCUGGUCGGUGGACAGUGGCUCAGACGACUCCCGCCGCUGGUCGGACACGCUCAGUAUUGACGAGAAGGACGGCUUUGUUUUUGUAAACUACUCAGAGGGCCAGAUUAGACCGGGAAUUCCCUCACAGCCACAUUUACAACCGCACUCAGCACCCUCACACGGACCGGUACCACAGCCUCUUCAGCCCAGUACUAUGGAGGCUCGGUCGUACAACAAACUCAAACCAGGCUACAGAUGGGAGAGACAGCUGGUGUUCCGGAGCAAACUCACCAUGCACACAGCGUUUGACCGCAAGGACAACGCUCAUCCUGCGGAAAUCACCUCGCUUGCCAUUUCAAAAGACCACAGUAAGAUCCUGGUAGGCGACAGCCGUGGCCGUGUGUUUAGCUGGUCUGUCAGUGAUCAGCCCGGACGCUCUACCGCAGAUCACUGGGUGAAGGACGAGCAGGCGGACAGCUGCUCUGGAUGCAGCGUGCGUUUCUCCCUCACCGAAAGACGCCACCACUGCAGAAACUGUGGCCAGGUCUUCUGCCAGAAGUGUAGUCGCUUCCAGUCAGAGAUCAAGCGGCUGAAAAUCUCCUCUCCUGUGCGUGUGUGUCAGAACUGUUACUACAACCUACAGCAUGAGCGAGGCUCUGAAGAAAGCCCGAGAAACUAGAUCACCCGCACCCCCGCAUCACAUGCCCAAAGCCCAAAACACCAACCACCCGAAAAAAAAAAAAAACCAUUUCACUGCUCCCCGUGCAAAAUCUCAUCGGUAAAGCACUGACGUAGACCAAAAUGGGAUCACUAAUGCUCAUAAUUUCACACACUGCAGAAGUGCGACCAUUCAAAAGACGAUUGUUAGUUUACUUUCAUUCAUGCAUUUUCUUUUGCAGUAUGCUCCGUCAUCUCAUCGGCGUCAUCCGCAAAGUCGGCAUCACGUUUAGAUUUUAGAAAAAGCAAUGCGUAUAAAACGCUUCCUGAUGAAACGAGAUGACAUUUGUUUAUAUUGUAAAUACUUACAAUGGCAUUUUUAACUAGAAACGGUAAAAACAAAAAGUCAUUAUUAAGAGAUAAAAAGAAGAAAUCCAAAACACAACACGUUGCUUGUAAUAUAGUAUUACAGUAUGUUAAAAAAUCACUCCUGGCUUUAAAAGAACAAAAAUGCGAGCGUGUGUGUAAGUCGAUGUCACAAGUCACAGCCUCCCAGCGGGAAUAAUAUUGGGGACUAUGAAUGUUGAUAAAUGUUUGUGGGUUGACAUUACUAGCUUGUCUAGUUAUGCAAAUGCUUAAUAUGUUUCUUUUAUAUGUUCUGUUCAAGUGUUGCCCACAGUAUCAGCCAGUUGCCACAGAUUUCAGUUUUUUCAGUUUCAGUUUUGUUGCCAACCUGCCUUGAUUAUGUAAUUAUUAUCAUAUUUUAACAGUCAAAUAGGUCAAUGAAAGUAUGUAAAUGUUGAAUUCAGAAUAAUGACCGCUUUAAAUGUUUUUUAAUGACCUUUAAAUGAUUCCACCACAUUUCAAAGACUAAUAUGAAACAUUUCUGAAGCUUCACAGUUUCUGCUUAGUUCAUAUUGGAUGUUUUGCAUCUGUACAUUUUGCAUUAGUAUGGAAUUUCUCUGACUGACCUUAAUGUGAUUCCUCAUCUGUUGUUAACUAAUAUGAAUUAGACGACUUAAAUGUUCUGACACUAGCUUUAAAAUGGUUGUUUUUAGUAAAAACAUACAUUUAUUCUUCUUCUCACCAUUUUAACCAUUUGCGAUGUUGCACCAGUGUAAAUGUCUGUAGAUUAUGAAAGCAAUAGUUACUGAUGUUUUCACUCCACACAUUUCACGAAAGAUGUAGCUUAAUGUUAUCAUGUGUAAAGAAUAAGGGAUUUAACACUUUUAAUGGACUGGAAGCCUAGUUUCUCUUCAUUUUAGACCUUUUUUUGAUACUGUGGGCAAUACCUUAUUAAAAGUGCUGCUUUAAGUAAUAGAGAGAAUUUCUUUUUCUUUCUUUAAAUGUUCUGACACUUACACUUUUAAAAGAUUUGUUACCAUUGCAGUUGUUUUAUUCACUGUUGUAUGAUUUCCGUACAGCCUAAUAUGCACUCGUUAUAGUUGAAUUCUAUAUUAAUGUACUGUAAAUCAGCGUGCAAUCAUAACAUCAUAAAGCUGUUGGGAUUUUGCUGUCGACAAGCAGCUCAAAGAUCAAAUGGCUAUAUCAAUCUGAAAUUAUUUUUGCACCUUGACAUGUAGACAAGACAAAGAGAUGGAGUAAUCACUGUUUUAUCAGAUGUGUUUUUAUGUUGUGGGCUGUUAUUUUGAAAGGGUGCAUUUCUUUACAGUGAGAUGAACUGUACAAAGUAUUUAUGCAAUUAUAAGGAUUUCUUUUUUAUGAUUAUGAUUUUUUUUUUUUUUUUUUUCAGCAAGUUUGGUUACUUGUUGCAUGUCUAACACAGCUGACUUUCUGUGUCAGUGUAUUGUACAUGUUUUUGGCAUUAUGUUUUAUUUGUUUUCUCUUUUUGCUCAUUUUUACGGCAUUAUCUAACGAGUCGAUCCUGAAGCCCUGAAGGUUUUGUGUACAGUUUUAGGCGGAUAUACAGAGUGUCCCACAACUCUGGGUUGACUUUUAUACUCUAUGUAUGGAUGUUGAGGACUGAUCCCAGAACUGAUGAAAUACACACGGAUUGUCCCUGUUUGGUGGUCUUGUGAUAGACUGCAUUACUACAGUAUCUAGUGUGCAAAACUGUGGUAGCUGAAUGUUCAUUGUAUAUUUGUGUUGAGAAACAAUUACAUGAACCCCUCCCCCCAUAAAUAACCCCUAUACCUGUUAUUAUGACGCAAUAGAUAUGGUACUCAUACUUUUUAAUUUAAUUUCAAUUAAAUACUUGCUGUUUACCACCA